CGACCUGCUGGAUACCCAAAAGCGGAUGUAUCGUUCCAGUAUGUGAUACGAGUCCUCCAGCUGUGCAUAGCCACGUCGAAUUAUUUAUACGCGAUUUCAUCUGCUCCCGACCGGAAACCCCUUUGGUCUCCGGUUACGAGGUCUUUACUUUCCCAGCAUUUUGUCUUUGUACCUGAUGAUACACGUCGAAAGUGGGCCAACCAAGCCUCGGAAUCUUUCAUCACCUCAGAGACACUGCCACUUGCUACACAAUGUCGUCAACAACCACGACGACUGAAGCCCGCCAGGCUGAACUGGUACUCAGCCAAAAUCCUCGAGACGCUCUCUUUGCAUCGCUCAAGGGUAAAAAGGCACGAAUCCCGAAUCUGAGGCCGGUACUGGCCGGCUGGAGAGGAAGCGACGAGUGUUACGUGAGCCCGUUCAUCGAUGCUCUCCGGAUCAAGGUAGACAAACGGUUACAAAGCUUGAACGUCAGCACUAAGAAGCUGCGAGGCCUCCAAGCCACAGACUUUGGCCUCUUCGCAGCGCUCUGGUGGCCUGAAGCCAGCCUAGACAAACUUGAGAUCCUCGCAUAUCUUUCCAUCUGGCUUUUCACGUGGGACGACGAGAUCGACGAGGCUGAGGGCCUAUACACCGACGAUUUCGUCGCCGCUCAGAGAUUCCGUGCCGACACCCUGCGAUUCGUCCGGCAAUGUCUUGGCUUGGUGGAUGCACAGGAAGAGGGUGAUGUACGCGCCCCACGGAACCAGAACAUCCAGAGCUUCGACGUGAUUGGAUACGUGAUACGUGAUGCAUAUGACCUCACUCAGAAGACGCGCUUCUAUGACGAGAUAGCAAAGUUCAUCCACUCGACCGAGGUCGAGCAGCGUAACAGACUCCAGGGGGUCGUCCCGACUCUGAUCGAGUACUGGGCCUGCCGGCUGGGAACGAGUGCAGUUUACAUCACAUGCGCUGCUGGCGAAUAUGCCAGUGCUACGUCGAGGGCCACUUGCCGCCAGCUGCCGCCAUACCUGAUGAACAGCGCCCCGCGACGGAGUCUAUGGGACGAGACAAAUGUGACCAUCUCCAUUGUCAACGAUCUCUGUUCUCUGAAGAAGGAGAUGAAAGCGGGCGGCAUUGACAAUGUGGUACCGCUGGCUUUUGUGUGCACUGGAGAUGUGCAAGCGGCCAUCGACAUGUCGAUGCACUCGCUGAGGACGUCAAGAGAGCGUUUCGAUGGCGCUGCGCGCCAGCUUCUGGCUCUCGCCGACAAUGAAGGCGACGAUGUCAGGCGGCAGGUCCAAGAUCAUAUCGAGGUGCUGCGAAGCAAUUGUGUGGGCAAUCUCGUUUGGAGCCUUCAGACUGGAAGAUAUGGACUUGCAGAGUCCCGCCAGGCAGAUGGCAGCCAGCAAUUCCUGUUGUAGCCGUUGGAAGGAUGUCGAGUCGCUAUGCACGUAGCCGGCCAAUCUCAUUCCAAUUUGUACAUGAUCGCCAUCUAUCGUGUUCCCCCGAUCGUGAAGAUGCCUACGUGCCUUGGGGCGUGGUGUCUCACCCCCCACGGUUUGCGAGGUGUGAUUUGCAUUUGGACGGUGGGGACAGUUCAAAAGGGUUAAUGCUUCAUCGUGGCC
Microdochium trichocladiopsis is the source of this 1607-nucleotide messenger RNA. RefSeq names its product isoprenoid synthase domain-containing protein. Lineage: Eukaryota; Fungi; Ascomycota; Sordariomycetes; Xylariales; Microdochiaceae. Bases 252 to 1403 code for a protein of 383 amino acids. The transcript has 3 exons. The record is from RefSeq and is a predicted model, not a curated record.